Suillus discolor is the source of this 651-nucleotide messenger RNA. RefSeq lists its product as uncharacterized. The record is from RefSeq and is a predicted model, not a curated record. Lineage: Eukaryota; Fungi; Basidiomycota; Agaricomycetes; Boletales; Suillaceae. The transcript is spliced from 6 exons. Bases 1 to 651 code for a protein of 216 amino acids.
AUGGCAUGGCCAACCAACUCACUGGAAAUUAAACAUCGCGUCUUCGCGCUCCUGUGUGUCCUUACUUCAUCACCUUUCGAGCAUCCAUCAGUGAAGUGCCGCGUGCUCUCCUCCGCUUACCUAUUUACACCAUGUUACGCCGCCAGCAAUGGAGAGCUCGAGACUUCGCAUUCAUCCAGAAAAGAUGUCGAGGAGUUGUUACAAGAAUUGGAUAUCUCUGGGGAAGAGCGCAGUCAAUUGUUCAAGUCCAUUGCUGAUGCAUUCAUACAAUCUGGCCAGCCUCAAUCUGCAGCGAUCGAUGCCAUAGCCUUGGCGUUGUGCUCAUCCACCUUGUUCGACUUUGAUCCACUGUUCAAGUUGGACGCUGUUGUCUCGGCGAAAGAUCGCGAGGCUUUGUCGCUUCUGCAGGUGUUUUUGAAUAGCGAUCUAGCAGAAUUACAUUCAUCGCUCGAAAGCCAUCUCGCUAUUCUCGAAAAAUAUGAGUUCGCCUCGAUCCUGCAGAUUGAAUUGAGUGAAGUAGAGAAGUGGGCGAUCGAUGCCAACAUCAAGGGACUUCUCCAUCAAUAUAUGUUCCCGUCAGUUAUGCAAUCAACGCUUGUCACUACCGGUAGUGCUUUGCUUGGGAGUGCUGCCACGUACUGCGCAGCGUAA